AUGCAGGCGGAUAAGGGUUGCUGGACUUGCAAGCAGAGAAAGAUUGGCUGUGACAAAAGCAUUCCGCACUGCGAUAAUUGCGUCCGAACGAGGAGAGAGUGUGCUGGCUACGGGAUUCGCCUGAACUGGCCUGACCAGCUUCGCAGCAGGGAGAAAGAUCUAAUCGUUUGCCCCGUGGUAGAGAUAGCGAGUGCUCAAGAGCACCCCCAGACUCUUGGGACUAGGUUCCUCAAUACCACUCACAGACACUUCCGCUUGGCGACCAAGCGACGCGUCACGUGGCAUCAGGUCAUGCACCGAGCAUCUGUUGGACCAGUCGCUUCUGUUACCCUUUACUCACCCCAGCUAGAUGAAGACGGCAUGCUCCUGGUUUACUACGAUCAGAUCAUAGCGCCAAUGUGCUCAACGACCCGGGCGGCAAAUGGCUUUCGGUGUCAUAUCCUUCCAAUGGUGUUAUCUUCUCGGGAUGAAUCCACGCAAGCCUUGUGCAGCGCGAUUCUAGCGAUCGCAGCUCAUCAUCGCCAAGGAGCCGACGCCGCGUCAAGUCACAAGAUUAAGGCGAUCCACGGACUAUACAAGACUCUCGACAACUCUUCUCUCAGUGCCGAAACUCAUGUGGCUACUACAAUGAUGCUGUGCAUGUACACUGUAUUUGAUGAAAAUGAGGCUCAGUUCCAAUUACAUCUAAACGGUGCCAAGCAUAUGCUGAUGAACUCAACGUCAUACCAGCGACGUCAACCCGUGUUCCAGUUUCUGAUGGGGUGGAUAGUUUAUUACGAUACUCUCAGCGAGUUCGCACAGCCUCACAGGAGCACUCUCAAUGACUUUGGCCAACUUGAACAUUCCGGCAAGCUGCAGACUAUGCCUGGCGAGGUCAUCGGUCUAUUUGGCUGCUCUGUCGAGGUCUUUGACAACAUAUCGUCUAUCAACCAAAUACGCACAAUGAUCCUGAAGUCGGAGAGGAGCGACAUCAAGAGAAAUAUAGAACAGUUCAGGAUCGUCUUGCAAGAGAAGCUGGAGAGCCUAGUACACUUCCUAAGCCCUGACGAAGUUGCACACUCGACGAGCGCCCAGAUUCGAGAUGCAUUAGCCACUGCGGAAUUGUAUCGCUUGGCAAGUCUGCUAUACCUCCAGCGUGUCGUUCCUGUCGCAGGCGACGAGAAGAAGAGAAUUAGCUACUUGGAACAGGCAUACGCAGCGAUGAAAGAAGUGCGUGUAGCGACAAGCCCCUGGCCAGUGUUUAUUUUCGCAUGCGAAACGCGUUCGGAAGAACAGCGCAUUUACAUACUUGACAUCCUGGACCGCAUGGACAAAAUUAGGAAUGUCGGGAACGUACGUGUUAUGCGGUCCGUGAUUGAGAACGUAUGGAUACAACAGGAUCUGCGGGAAUUGGUAGAUGCAACGGGAACGAUACCAUGGUGGCUCUGUAUUGAGUCCGACCUGCCAGUACCUUGGUUUGCAUGA
Colletotrichum costaricense is the source of this 1464-nucleotide messenger RNA. RefSeq lists its product as uncharacterized. Gene Ontology annotation, biological process: positive regulation of transcription by RNA polymerase II. The record is from RefSeq and is a predicted model, not a curated record. NCBI's taxonomy places the organism in Eukaryota, Fungi, Ascomycota, Sordariomycetes, Glomerellales, Glomerellaceae. The transcript has 5 exons. Gene Ontology annotation, molecular function: zinc ion binding; DNA-binding transcription factor activity, RNA polymerase II-specific; transcription cis-regulatory region binding. Gene Ontology annotation, cellular component: nucleus. Bases 1 to 1464 code for a protein of 487 amino acids.